This is a messenger RNA of Dentiscutata erythropus, 603 nucleotides long. The record is from the annotation of a GenBank genome assembly. NCBI's taxonomy places the organism in Eukaryota, Fungi, Glomeromycota, Glomeromycetes, Diversisporales, Gigasporaceae.
AUGGCAUUAUCUACAAAACCACCUAUAUAUCCUUUAUUUAUUCAUAAACAUUCAUCAAAAACAAAAAAUCAAACACUAUCACCAAUUACAAUACAACAAUCUAAUUCAAUUCAACAAUCAAAUUCAAUUCAACAAUCUAAUAUAAUGCAAGCUAAUUCAAUCCAACAGCCUAAUUCAAUUCAACAAUUGAAUUCAAUUCAACAAUCUAAUAUAAUGCAAUCUAAUUUAAUCCAACAGCCUAAUUCGAUACAAUAUUCUAAUCUAAUACAACAAUUUAAUCUAUUACAAAAUUCUAAUUUAAUGCAAUAUUCUAAUUUAAUAUCACAACCUAAUUUAAUACAGCAUUCUAAUUUGAUGGAACAACCUAAUUUUAUUCAGCAAGCAAUCUUUUCAGGCCAACAUUAUAUGCCAUCUCUAAUUUACAAUUUAUUUUCAACAUAUAUUCCUUUACAAUCUUACAGGGCACCUUUUCAAAUUCCUAUUUUAUCUUCACAACAAACUGCUAAAAUGAUAUUAUCUACGAUUAAAGAUUUCUUAAAGCAUAUAGAUGAAAAUGAAGAUACUAAAGACUAUUAUCUGAAAUUUUUAUUAGAAUUUGAUUGA